GAAUUGGGCUCUGUUGAUUCUUAGAACUGGGGUUCUUAGAAGUGGUGAUGCAAGGAGUUUCUAGGAAAGCCCGGAGACCAGGUUUGAAAGAAACUUUUGGACUGUGAAUUGAGGCAUUGGACUCAAGAUGGCCUCGCCGGCAGACAGCUGCAUCCAGUUCACCCGCCACGCGAGUGAUGUCCUCCUCAAUCUCAACCGCCUUAGAAGCCGGGAUAUCCUGACUGACGUCGUCAUCAUUGUGAACCGGGAGCAGUUCAGAGCCCACAAAACAGUCCUGAUGGCCUGCAGUGGCCUCUUCUACAGCAUCUUCACUGACCAGCUCAAGUGCAACUUGAAUGUCAUCAACCUAGACCCUGAAAUUAACCCCGAGGGGUUUUGCAUCCUCUUAGACUUCAUGUACACAUCCCGCCUGAACCUGCGGGAGAACAAUAUCAUGGCUGUGAUGGCCACAGCGCUGUACCUGCAGAUGGAGCACGUGGUUGAUACUUGCCGAAGGUUUGUCAAAUCUAGUGAAGCUGAGAUGGUGUCUGCUGUGAAGACCCCAAGGGAAGAGUUUUUGGCUGGCCGGAUGCUGAGCCACCCAGAGGUGAUGGCUUAUCGGAGCAGAGACGUCUCGGAGAACAGCAUGCCUCUCCAGAACGGGUCCCUCUGCAACGGGAGGGCUUUUGCACCUGGCUUGUUCAACAGUUUGUCUGGAUCCUCCAUUCCCUACCCCGGGUACAGUCCUCUCCCUCUAAAUGGCUUCCUUGUGGAUGACGAAUUGCGGGAGAUGAGGAUGCCUCUCUCCGAAGUCUCAAGGGCAGGUGCCUUCCCCAAGGAGAGGAUCCUGCCCUGCGACAGCUCCAGGACGAUCCCCACCGAGUACAUGAGAACCAUCACCGACAUCUCGGCCAACAUGUGCCACGCCACCAUCUACGCUCCGAAAGAAGGCGCUGCUGAAGAAGCCAGGAGCGACAUGCACUACGGCGUAGCCUCUGGCCCCAAACCUGUCGUCCCCUCGAUCCGGAACAAUCCCUACUUCUCUUGCGACAAAGUGGCCAAAGAGGAGGAGCGGACCUCUUCAGAGGAUGAGAUCAGCCAGCACUUUGAGCCCACCAACACCCCUCUGGACCGCAAGGGACUUAUCAGCCCCCAGAGCCCCCAGAAGUCAGACUGUCAGCCCAACUCGCCGACCGAGUCCAGCAGCAGCAAGAACGCCCGCAUCAGUCAGAACUCCAACUCCCUCUUCACCAAGAGCCCCACAGACCCCAAAGCCUGCAACUGGAAGAAGUACAAGUUCAUCGUCCUCAACUCUCUGAAUCAGAGCACCAAGCAAGACAGUGCUGACCAGAAUGAGAUGGGAACCCUCUCUCCUCGCACCUACAUGCCCAUGUCCACCUGCCAGCAGUCCAUGGAACCGGAGCAUCUCAACGUGCAAUCCCCCACCAAGAUGAGUGUGAACGGAGAAGACUCCAAUAUCCCUCAAGCGAGCAGACUCAACAACAUCGUUAACAGGUCCCGGGAUGGGUCCCCUCGGAGCAGCGAAGGACAGUCCCCGCUGUACAUGCAUUCGUCCAAGUGCAGCUCCUGUGGCUGCCAGUCCCCGCAACAUGCUGAGAUGUGCCUUCAUACCCCUGGCUCAGCCUUUGGAGAGGAGAUGGGGGAAACCCAAUCUGAAUACUCUGACUCCAGCUGCGAGAACGGAGCCUUCUUCUGCAACGAGUGCGACUGCCGGUUCUCCGAGGAGGCCUCCCUCAAGAGACACUCUCUGCAAGUCCACAGCGACAAGCCCUACAAGUGUGACCGCUGCCAGGCCUCCUUCCGCUACAAGGGGAACCUCGCCAGCCACAAAACCGUCCACACAGGAGAAAAACCGUACCGCUGCAACAUCUGCGGGGCACAGUUCAACCGGCCGGCCAACCUGAAAACCCACACACGCAUCCACUCCGGAGAGAAACCCUACAAGUGCGAGACCUGUGGGGCCAGAUUCGUCCAGGUGGCCCACCUCCGUGCUCACGUGCUCAUCCACACUGGGGAGAAGCCAUACCCCUGCGAGAUCUGCGGCACGCGCUUCCGGCACCUGCAGACCCUCAAAAGCCACCUUCGAAUCCACACGGGAGAGAAACCGUACCAUUGUGAGAAGUGCAACCUGCACUUCCGCCACAAAAGCCAGCUGCGGCUCCACCUGCGGCAGAAGCACGGGGCCAUCACCAACACCAAGGUGCAGUACCGCAUCUCGGCGAGCGAGGUGCCUCCGGAGCUCCCCAAGGCUUGCUGAAGGCCGAGGAUUUCCCAGGAGGAGGUCGGGGGGAAGCUGUCCAAAGGAUACUUGCAACACUUUAAAAGAGGAGAGGAAUUAAAAAAAAAAAAAAAUUCAUCACAUGAUGGAGUGCCUCUAAACCCAUAGUGCAGAUAGGUGGAAAAACAUUAGAAACAAAACAAAACAAAAAAAAAUACACGGGUUUUAUUUUUCCCAGUUAUGUGAAACUAAAAGAAAGAUAAAGUUAUUCAGAUCUUAUUGUAUAUAAAACAUAAAAAUAAAAAUAGUCAUUUUAAAUGUCUGUGCAGUGGAGUGUUAAUAAACUCUGGAGUCUAACCUUCACAGCCUUUGCCGUUUGAAGAUGAGGAAUGUAAUGUUGAUUUAUGGGAACAGAUUUUUUCUUUUGUAUGCAAAAUGUGUGUUCUUUUAAAGAGAAAGUAUGCUAUUAAAGAGAGGGCUUUAACUUUUUUAACCAAAGGUGAAGGAAUCUAUGGCAGAGUUGUAAAUAUAUAUAGAUAUAAAUAUAUAAAUAUAUAUAUAAAAUAAAUAUAUAUAGACCUUUAAAAAAGCUAUAUUAAAAAUAUAUAAAAUGCAUUAAAGGCUCAGUUGGACUCUGCAGGCAGAAGCCACUCUGAGAAUCUUUAUUAUGAUAGAGCACUUAACGAGAUAUUUUAAAGUAUUGCAUCUGUACAAGUAAGAAAAUAUUUUGUCUAAAUGCAUCAGUGUAUUUGUAUUUUUUUGCAAGUGAAGGUUUACAAUUUACAAAAAAAAGUGUGUAUUAAACCAACAAAGCUGCAGAAGGAAUUUAAAAUAAUAAUAAAGUGUAAUUUUUUUUGUUCUAGUUCUCAGUCUGUAUAUAUGUAAAAUGUGGUUUCGCACGGUGCCUUUCUUUUCAAUGGAAGUUUUCAAUGUAUGGACUAUAUUGAGCUCAGUUUCUUCUUCAAGGUACAGCCUGAUGUUGCAAAAGGAGUUUUGGUGGAACUCUCUAUCGGGGAAUGUUUUUUUUUGUUUGUUUUGUUUGUUGGUUUUUUUUUUUUUCAGUCUUAUUUUACAUGCUUGUGUUAUAAACAAUCUCGGGAGACAGGGUUUGGGCUGUGUCUAAACUGCAUUAAUGCGUUCUGUAAAAUAUAGCUGUACAAAUAAAAGAAUAAAACGAAGAAAAGU
Cygnus atratus (black swan) is the source of this 3403-nucleotide messenger RNA. RefSeq names its product BCL6 transcription repressor (gene BCL6). Gene Ontology annotation, biological process: regulation of transcription by RNA polymerase II. The record is from RefSeq and is a predicted model, not a curated record. Bases 128 to 2257 code for a protein of 709 amino acids. Gene Ontology annotation, cellular component: nucleus. The transcript has 10 exons. Lineage: Eukaryota; Metazoa; Chordata; Aves; Anseriformes; Anatidae. Gene Ontology annotation, molecular function: RNA polymerase II cis-regulatory region sequence-specific DNA binding; DNA-binding transcription factor activity, RNA polymerase II-specific; protein binding.